Messenger RNA from Fopius arisanus, 3409 nucleotides. Its product is annotated as Niemann-Pick C1 protein. Bases 1 to 3198 code for a protein of 1065 amino acids. Gene Ontology annotation, molecular function: cholesterol binding. The transcript is spliced from 19 exons. The record is from RefSeq and is a predicted model, not a curated record. NCBI's taxonomy places the organism in Eukaryota, Metazoa, Arthropoda, Insecta, Hymenoptera, Braconidae. Gene Ontology annotation, cellular component: plasma membrane. Gene Ontology annotation, biological process: intestinal cholesterol absorption; cholesterol homeostasis.
AUGACGGGAAUUCCUGUGACGAUUUCUUCUCAGAACUUAACAGAAGAAUAUACUUGUGUCUGGUAUGGCGAAUGUGGACCAACAGUGCCCAAUAAACAUAAUUGUCCAUCGAAUCAUUCAGCCCGAUUAAUCAAUGACGCCCUGGCUGAAGCAAGAUUACAGAAAAGGUGUCCACAUUUCUUCGAGGAAACUGAUCAUCCCCGAACCUGUUGUGACAGUGCAAUAAUCCAAACAAUGGAUUCACGUAUGCAACAGGCCGAAGGGAUUUAUGGUCGUUGCACAACUUGUUUGAGAAAUUUUUUCCGAUCGAUUUGCGAUUUCACUUGUGCUCCCGAUCAAAAACGAUUCAUGGCUGCCACCGAGAUCCUCAAAUGGGAAAUCAAUGGCGGUGAAUACAUAAAUAAAGUUGAGAUAUUCAUCGGUGAGGAAUUUGGGAAUAGUACAUUCGAGUCUUGCAGCAGAAUCGUUCACCCAGCCAGCGGUAAAUUAGCACUGGAUCUUGGUUGUGGACUGCAUGGAGCCAGUAGAUGUACCCCGAAACUGUGGUACGAGUACAUGGGGGACCCAAACCAGAAUAAUUUAGUACCAUUUCAGAUAAAUUAUAUUUGGAAGCCAAACGAAUCUCUUGGACUGGUGGACCCGAUGAAUCCACCUGCCAAACCCUGCAAUGAAUCAUUCGCUAAUGCAUCGGCAUGUAGCUGCGUGGAUUGUCCAUCAGCUUGUCCUCUAACUGAAUGGACAAUAAAUCACAGAUUUUUCACACUCCUCGGUAUUAACGGAGCUGGUGUACUAUUGGGUAUUAUCAUUCUGGGCAUGAGCACUGGUUUCUCUAUUGGUUGGAUCUGGAUGAAGAGACAUGCCGGCUCGAGAAAUUCACGGGGUGUUAUAAAUUCCUGCGAUCGUUUGAGCAUGCGCUAUCAUGAUGUAUUUGAGAGAAUAUUCUAUCGAUUGGGAUAUGCAUUCGCAAGACAUCCUGUUUUAACUCUAUCUCUCCUCUCUUACGUAAUUAUUGGAACAGCCUGGGGAGGAAUGAACUUGACGAUAACGGUAGAUCCUAUCGAGAUAUGGGCUUCACCGGACAGCCGAUCUAGAAUCGAAAAAGACUACUUUGACAGUCACUUCACCCCUUUUUACAGGAUUGAGCAGAUUUACAUUAAAGCAGUCAAUCUCGAGACGAUGAGAAAUGAAACUUCGGAUGGGGUUCACGAGUUUGGCCCGAUUUUUCAAAGGAAAUUCUUAAUGGCUGUAUACGAUUUACAACAAAAAAUUCAACAGAUCGGUAAAGAUACGGAUGAAGGCCUCGAAAGGAUUUGUUAUGCUCCGGUAAAAAAUGAGUUCACAGGACCGAUGACAGUAGAUCUUUGUACAGUACAGAGUAUCUGGGGGUAUUUCCAAAAUGACUUGAAGAAAUUCAAUGAUAGUCAUUACCUGAAUCAUUUAUACACGUGUUUGCAAAAUGCAUUCCUUCCGGAGUGUCUAGGUACUUACAGAGGACCAAUUCUCCCUGACAUAGCACUAGGUGGUCACCUGAUCCCAGGAAAAACAACCUACGAGGCUGUGGACUACAUAAAAGCAUCAGCCCUUGUCUUAUCAUUUAUGGUGAGGAAUGAAGUGGAUAAAGAUAAUUUGGCACCGAUGCGAAAAUGGGAGAGUCGAUUUCUCGAGUUCAUGGGGCAUUGGGUGAAGCACGAAAAGCCAGACUUCAUGGAUAUCGCGUAUUCAUCCGAGAGAUCCAUCGAGGACGAGUUGGAACGCACAUCGAUUGCUGAAUCCAAAACUAUUGUUAUCAGUUACAUCGUAAUGUUUAUCUACAUUCUCUUCUCUCUAGGGACAUUCAAAGCAUCUGCAGAGACAUUUAUUAUCAGCAAAGCGAUGUUGAGCAUCAGUGGAAUAAUCACCGUUUUGGCUUCGGUGGGAUGUACAUUUGGAAUUUUUGGAUACACUAAGACGGCUACGACGCUAUUAACUAUUGAAGUCAUUCCCUUCCUCGUUCUGGCUGUAGGUGUUGACAAUAUUUUUAUUCUUGUGCAAACCCAUCAGAGGAAUCCCCCACGACCUGGGGAGAGUAUUCCACAGCACAUGGGGAGGAUUUUGGGAUCAGUUGGGCCAUCCAUGUUUCUUACUAGUGUCUCGGAAUCACUCUGUUUUUCUAUUGGAACAAUUUCAUCGAUGCCUGCUGUCAAAACGUUUGCACUAUUUGCGUCAGUUGCCAUUGCAUUCAAUUUUUUCCUGCAAAUUUCUGGAUUCGUUAGUCUUCUGGCCCUCGAUACCAGGAGAUACGAGAUAAAUUGUGAGAGAUGUGACAUCAGUAAGGAUGAAUUUGAAUUGAGACCUCAAUCAUCAGAUUUUCGUAAAUACAUCAGUUACUUCUUGUCUGAUGUCCCAGAUGAAAGUUGUGCGAAGGGUGGCAGAGCCUCUUAUUUCGACGGAAUUACUUAUACGUAUGAUCAAUAUGGAAAGAUUGAUGUUGGAGAUUCUUAUUUUAUGAGUUACCACACACCCCUCAAGAAGCAAUCAGACUGGUACAGAGCACUUUAUUCAGCUAGAGUGGUUGCUGAUAAUAUAACAACUAUGAUUAAUAAUUAUAAAUUCACCGACACCCCCAUCAGUGUUUUUCCAUACAGUGUUUUUUACGUUUUUUAUGAACAAUAUUUGACGAUUUGGAAAGAGACGAUGAUAUCAUUGGGGUUGUCUCUUGGAAUUGUCUCGCUUGUCACUUACGUUUUAACUGGAUUUUCCCUUUUCUCUGCUGGAAUGGUUUUUAUUACGGUGACUAUGAUAAUUAUUAAUAUGCUCGGCCUCAUGUACUGGUGGAAUAUCAGUCUCAAUGCUGUCUCACUUGUCAAUUUAGUUAUGGCUGUGGGAAUUUCGGUUGAGUUUUGCAGUCAUCUUCUGCAUUCUUAUCUGAGUUCGAAGGAAAAAAAAAGUCUUGAUAAAGCCGCCGAUGCGUUAUCGGUGAUGGGGAGCUCUGUGUUUUCGGGGAUUACACUUACGAAAUUGGUGGGGAUAAUCAUCCUGGCAUUUGCGAAGACAAAAAUAUUUCAAAUAUUUUACUUCAGAAUGUAUCUUGGAAUUUUAAUCAUAGGAGCUACACACGGCCUUAUAUUCUUACCCGUUGCCUUGAGAUUUUUUGGUCCAAUAGGAACAGAAAAUACAUCUCCAGAGAAUGGAAGAUCGAAAAAAUCGGGCCCUAAUUGAUUUUUUUUUAUUCAAUUGAACAUGUAAAUAGUUUGUAAGGAAAUAUUUUUUUAAGCUAUUAGAUAUUAUAUUUAAUUACCAAGGAAUGAGGAAUUACCAGGAAUAAUGGGACAAAAAACUUCAAGUGCACGGAACGUUUAUUAAAUCGUACUUGCCGAAUACAAGAUGUGUCUGAAUAAGAUACUGCGUUGGGAGGAAAUCAAAUAAAAAA